AAAAGAUGAAUGGGUGCUCCGGGGCAGAGCUUAAGGGAGUCUGCACGGAGGCGGGCAUGUAUGCACUUCGAGAGCGACGUGUGCAUGUUACUCAGGAAGAUUUCGACCUGGCUACUGCGAAGAUCCUCAACAAACAUGAUGACAAGGAAGUUGCAGUAUCGAAGCUCUUCAAGUAGAUGGAAUGGCGACCCGAAAACGGUUCCCUCGUACGGGUCACAUAGUGAUACUGAUAGUCCUGUUUAUCUCAUCUGAUUUGAAAUGGCUCUCGUCAGCCAAGCCGUUCCUAGAGCUUGUGGUCUAUUCCUGUUGCCUCCCAGCAACAAUCAAAUUCUCUUUGGGAGAAACUUCGCGGGUCAAAUGCAAGCAGGGAAUCAUGUAUAUUGACACGAAAUGUCUAACAAGUUGGUUGUUGAGUCGAACCGGGCCUAUAUGCAAGUACUGCGUAGCGGUGGCGAUAUUAUAUGUUGGAAUAAACUUCAGCUGCCAACAAGCUUACCGUUCCUUGCCCGGCAGUGAGACAACCACUAUUAUCACGUGUCCAUCUGCAAAUAGACCGUGCCGGGUAAGCGAUCAUAAUUGGCCUGUAUAGAUAGUGUGUUGUACGUAGCCAAGCGCGAGUUCCAGGUCGCAGCAACAUUAAGUCGACGAUGGAUGGGCUUUGUUCUGCUUAGCGGCAUUCCAAGUGAGUCGACGAUUGCGCAAGAGUGAUCAUC
Aspergillus homomorphus CBS 101889 is the source of this 713-nucleotide messenger RNA. RefSeq lists its product as uncharacterized. The transcript has a single exon. Lineage: Eukaryota; Fungi; Ascomycota; Eurotiomycetes; Eurotiales; Aspergillaceae. The coding region runs from base 182 to 589 and encodes 135 amino acids. The record is from RefSeq and is a predicted model, not a curated record.